GCGGGAGCGCCCCGGUCCGGCGGGUGCUGAGGGAACGGGGCCGGGACGGGGAGCGGGAGCAGAGGGGGCUCUGGACGUGAGGGGAGGGCGCGAACGAACCCGGGCAGCGCGCCCUCCUCAGCCCCCGGGGUCAGGGAGCCUCUGGAGUCCUGUCACAGCGGCGGCACCGGAUCCCCAGAAAGGGCGAAGGCCACUAGUAAACCAGUAGGCGUCAAGGACUGGGAAAUAGUGGGUUCCCUUUUGCAUUAACAGCUUGCUCACUGCCUGACACCCGUUCCCGAGCCUGCUUUACUCCUUUCCUCGACAAGUAGCAGCAGAUGCUAUUUGAUCAGGAUGAGGCACUGUGAAUUUAUGUGGGGACAUUGAGGUGUUCUUUUAAGGAACAUGGAGCAGUGAGCUCCCCACAGUUUCUUGUGUUUCUCAUCCAUCAGAUUUUGACAUGAUCAAACCUUUGGUGGAAGAUGUGCGAGCCAGGCUGCGUUCUGGAGUGACUGUCAGCUCCCUUGGCCAGUGUGUUGAGGAGCUUGUCCUCAAUAGCAUUGAUGCCAAAGCAACCUGUGUAGCUAUCAGGGUGGAUUUGGAAGCUUUUAAGAUCCAGGUGGUGGACAAUGGCUCUGGGAUGGGGAAAGAAGACUUAAAGGCUAUUGGAAAGAGGUACUUCACCAGCAAGUGCAGCUCAGUGGGAGACUUGGAGAAACUGACAUUCUAUGGCUUCAGAGGGGAGGCUGUGGCAAGUAUAGCCAACAUGGCCAGUGUAGUGGAAAUUUCAUCUAAGACCAGCAGGACAGCCAAAACCUUUGUGAAACUAUUUCACAAUGGGCAAGCACUGGAAGUGUGUGAAGCUGAAUUGAACAGACCAAGUGGCGGAACUACAGUCACUGUGUGUAAUCUGUUCCAUCAGUUACCGGUGAGGAGAAAGUGUAUGGAUCCCGUGUUGGAAUUUGAAAGAGUGAGACAGAAGAUAGAGGCUGUUUCGCUAAUGCAUCCUUCUGUUUCCCUUUCUUUAAGGAAUGAUGUUUCUUGUUCUAUGGUGCUUCAGCUCCCUAAGACAAGAGAUGUAUGCUCUCGGUUUUGUCAAAUUUAUGGACUGGGCAGAUCCCAGAAGUUGCGACAAAUAAAUCACAAGUCUGGGGGAUUCGAGAUAAGUGGUUUUAUCAGUACUGAGGGACAUUACAAUAAGAAUAUGCAGUUCUUGUAUGUGAAUAGAAGGCUUGUUUUAAAGACAAGAAUACAUAAACUAAUUGAUUUUUUAUUAAGAAAAGAAAGUGUAAUUUGCAAAGCAAAAGGUGUCCCUGCAAGCCGACAGGCUGGUUCAAGUCCUGUCCACCAUCGCUGUGGGCCAGAGUUGUAUGGGAUCUUUAUUCUCAAUGUGACCUGUGCAUACAGUGACUACGAUGUGUGCCUGGAACCUGCAAAGACUCUAAUUGAGUUCCAGAACUGGGAUGUUCUUCUAACUUGCGUAGAGGAAGGAGUGAAAAUAUUUUUGAAACGAGAACAUUUAUUUAUCGAACCGUGUAGUGUGGACAUCAGAGAAUUUAAUGAAGAUAAUGACUUUUGUUUGCACAACGCUCCAGUUCUGAAGGCCUCAAUCCUUGACAAGAAGAGCAUCCAAGAAAGUUUCAAGAAAGCGUGUGAUGAAAUUGUGGAUUCCUAUGAAAUGUGUACCUUGCAAUCGAAAGAUGUCAAAAGGAAGGCCAUUACUCGAAAAAAAAAUUCCAGUCUUACAGAGGCAAGUAAAAAUGUACAGGAAAAUGAAAUCACCCCAAAUCAGAAGACUGUUGAGUUAUCUAACCCAUAUAGAAACAAUAAAGCAGAGAUUCCAUUGCCCGAUGAAGAUGACACAGCUUCUGAUUUAAUUAAAUCAAAUACCUCAGAACAGGAGCCAAAAUACACUAACAGUUCCCAAAAAGCAUCUGAUACUCAUCUGAAACCUUCAGAAAGUCUUCAUUCCUCUUUCAGUGGAGGGGCCAGAUCAGAAAUAAGAGAAAUAGACAAUUGUGGUGGCCCGCAGGACUGUGCUCAGAAUAACAUAAAAGAUGUGGGCAGCCACCAAGGCAAAGUAACACAGAAAAGCAAUAAGGUCUGUGUUUUAAAUAAGAAUGUUAUUCAGUCACUGCCUGAGAGAGAAGACCCUACUGAAACAGCAGUGGGACCUGAAACUGUCUCUGGAAAUUCAAUGAUGAGACACUGUAAUGCAAGAAGAGGCAGGGAAACAGCUGAAGUGAUAGAUGAUGCCAGAAGAGGGGCUGUUAGUUCAAUACCAUCAAAGCUGUCCUCUACAGGCCUCAUAAGAUGUGUUAUGCAAAGUGAGCCCCCACAUGAUUCUGAACAAACAGAAGCAAGUCUUGCAUUAAACACACAGUGUAGGCCUGGCUCUGUCAGUGACAAGGGUAUUUUUGGCCACAAAUUGAAUGUUGCUAUUCAGUCUUUAAAUGAUAGGGGUAUUUCCAGUAAUACAAAUAAAGAAUAUACAGCUUCUUAUACCAGAGAAGCACGCAUGACUGAUGGUAAUAAGAACAAAACUUCGUCUCAUCAGGUGAGGGGGGAAAUAGCCAUGCCUACUGCCACUAGUAAAAGAGGUUAUGAAACGAAUGAUACAGAAUUGCCACUGCCAACUUCCUCAGGUAUUCCUCACAAGAAAAUUGUUAUAAAAAGCACUAGAAGGCAAAUAACUGUGCCAAGGCCUCAGUCCUCUAAGAAACUGAGCAUGUCCACGCAGCUGGGUUCGUUAGAAAAGUUCAGGAGAUACUAUGGGAGUGUCGAGUCUAUGCUACCAACACCCAUGUCACAGCAAAGUGAAUUAGAUCUAAUGGUUCUUAAUUCACAAACUAAUUGUGACUUUUCAAAGAAUGACAGUGUCAAUCGCAGUAACUUGAGCACUUGUGAAAUUCCACCUGUGGAAGGUACAGAUUCUAAUAAAGCUAGCCAAGCUUUUGGUUCUUUGGAAAAGACUUUAUUUUGCAGUGGAGAAACAUCACAGGACAAACGAACCCUUUGUCAGAGUCCUUUGACAUUGUCUGAUUAUUCCCUGGUUAGUAAAAAAAACCCAAGUUGUAAAAGAUCUUCAGGAUCUUUAUCAUCCAAACUGUCUAGAAUGAAAACUGACCACAAAGAAGUAGAACAACUUGGUGAACAAUUCCAAACAGACUCAAAUAGAAAAGAUGACCACUCUUUUGAUCUUGAAUCCUCAAAUAGUGAUUUUUUGUAUAACACUUGUCAAACUUAUAAAUCCUUAGUGGAAAAAGUGGGAGAACGUAAUGACAGUGUUUCUAAGGGGAUUGCGUGCUCGCAAUCAGAUGAUGCCGUAGCAGAGUCUGUGAAGAGUUCUGUCAGCUCGUCACCACUCAGCAGUGUAGAAGGGGAGUACACAGUCUCUUCAGGCAGUAUUUUAUCACUGCCUGCUAAAAAUGAUUGUACUAGCACGAUCUGUAAAGAUAAAAGUACAUUAGAUGAAUCCUCAGAACAAGAUAAUAAAGAUACUGAGGUUCCCCAUGUGACCUUACAAAGUAACUUGGAAUUCUCUGCAGACAACACAAGCACAGGCAAUUCCAGGAGUGAUAUGUGUUGUUCUGUCUGGCUGCAAGAUUUUGAUGCUUCUUCGGGUAAGACAAUAUACAUCAAUAAAGCAACUGGACUGAGCACCUACGGCACUCCUCCUAGUGAAAGAUUUCAAGCUGCUUGUAUUCAAGAUAUCACAACAAUGGCUGUGAAUGUUGUUUCAGAGAAUGGGUUUCAGUUCAGAUGCCAUCCUUUUAGAAGUGAGAUUGUGUUACCCUUCCUUCCUAGACCUCAAAAUGAGAAGACUCAGGCAAGCCAGGAUCUGAGAGAUGUUGAAGGGGAGUCUCUCCAGUCAUUGCUUUUGGAAUGGAAUAAUCCUGUUUUUGUUCCCUGCCCAGAGAUUGCAGUUGAUGUGACCAGUGGUCAGGCCGACAAUCUGGCUGUGAAAAUUCACAAUAUCUUGUAUCCUUAUCGUUUCACCAAAGACAUGGUUCAUUCAAUGCAGGUUCUUCAGCAAGUGGACAAUAAAUUUAUCGCUUGUUUAAUUAACACUAGGAAUGAAAUGGAUAAAAAGGCAGAUGGAAACCUCUUAAUUUUGGUGGACCAACAUGCAGCUCAUGAACGGAUCCGCUUGGAGCAGCUUAUUGCAGAUUCCUAUGAGAAGGAAACUUCAGCAUGUGGCAAGAAGAAAAUACUGUCGUCCUCCAUCUCUCCCCCUUUGGAGAUUGAAGUUACAGAAGAGCAAAGAAGAUUUCUACGAUGCUGCAACAAAAAUUUGGUGGACUUGGGUCUUGAAUUAUUGUUUCCUGAGGCAAACAGCUCCUUGAUUCUUGUGAGGAAAGUGCCAAUGUGUUUUAUGGAAAGAGAAGCCAAUGAAUUACGACGGAAAAGACAACCUAUUACUAAAAGUAUUGUGGAGGAGCUUAUUCAAGAACAAAUUGAGCUAGUGCAGACCACAGGAGGAGGAGCACGAGGGACACUGCCUCUGACGUUUCUGAAGGUGUUAGCUUCCCAGGCCUGUCAUGGAGCUAUUAAGUUUAAUGAGCAUUUGACUUUGGAGGAGAGCUGUGGGCUUAUUGAAGCUUUGUCGUCUUGCAAGCUGCCCUUCCAGUGUGCUCAUGGAAGACCUUCCAUGCUACCUCUUGCAGACAUAGACCAUCUACAGCAGGAAGAACAGCCUAAACCUAAUUUGACUAGACUGCGGAAGAUGGUGCAAGCAUGGCAGCUAUUUGGAAAAAAAGGACCCUAUUCAAAAAAAGUUAAGACUGUAAGCUGCAACCUCUAGAAGUGUUGGUAUGAUCCAUGAGCCUUGUUAUUAAACAAUAUCCUGUGUGGAGCCAAGUUCUGAGCCAGUGCAUUCACCAAAGUUCUGCUCCAGGUACUGACCUAAGAAGCAGAGACCAGCCAGGAGAACAUGGCAGGAGAAGCCCACCCCUUGUAGCCUGGAGAAGCAUCUUCAACAUUAAGGAAUUGUGCUCUAAGUCUGGGCCCUAUGUCAGUGCUUGACUCGGGGAUGCAAGGAGUUGCAGAAACUCGCAGUUACUAAAGCAAAGCACUUUUUUCCUGCAAGCACAGCAUGAUUCUGCAUAAUAGAGAGAGGAACUGAAUUUGUGUAUUUUAUGAAAUAGUGUAUUUAAUGAAAGUGCUUUGAAAAUUGGGAGGUAUUUCUUAAUAAAAUUAAUACUGAACUCA
This is a messenger RNA of Lepidothrix coronata (blue-crowned manakin), 5190 nucleotides long. It is a transcript of the gene MLH3, whose product is annotated as mutL homolog 3. Lineage: Eukaryota; Metazoa; Chordata; Aves; Passeriformes; Pipridae. Gene Ontology annotation, biological process: mismatch repair. The record is from RefSeq and is a predicted model, not a curated record. The transcript is spliced from 13 exons. Gene Ontology annotation, molecular function: mismatched DNA binding; ATP-dependent DNA damage sensor activity; ATP hydrolysis activity. Gene Ontology annotation, cellular component: mismatch repair complex. Bases 440 to 4783 code for a protein of 1447 amino acids.